AUGAGACUUGAUUUGUCAUCAAACGACGUGAAAGCGGCUGAUCGGAUUACAUGGGUUGGUGUAUGGCUUAAUGUCGUACUUGGUGGAUUAAAAGGAGCAGCAGGAGUCGCGUUUAAUUCAUCUGGACUUUUGGCAGAUGCUGUACACUCGAUCAGUGACUUGGUGAGUGAUUUUGUCACGAUUGGAUCACUGAAAUACUGUGCACGACCACCGGAUGCACUGCAGCCUUAUGGAUACGGUAAAUUUGAAACCAUUGGUGCCUUAUCAGUGUCAUUGCUAUUGGUAGGAGGAUCCUUUGGGAUUAUCGCACACUCUUUAGACUCGCUCAUGGUAUUGAUUGAGCCUUUCUCGACGUCUAUGGGAAAUACGACACCAUUAGCGGAACAGAUUGAGACAGAAAGUGUAAAGAAUAUGGUCAAGUCAGUCCACAAUCAUGCACAUGAGAUAGUUAUGCACCCGGCUGCAUUAGGUAUUGCUGCAUUGUCUGUGGUGGCUAAGGAAGCUCUCUUUCGCACGACUAUCAGCAUCGGUCAACGUCUACACUCAUCUGUGCUUAUUGCAAAUGCGUGGCACCACCGUAGUGAUGCUGUCACGAGUAUGGUGGCAAUGAGUGGUAUUGGAUUGAGUCUAGCGGGUUUUCCGUUCUUUGAUCCAUUAGCUGGUAUUGCUCUGGGUGGAAUUAUUCUCAAAAUGGGCGCAGAAAUGGGCUGGAACUCGACGAAAGAGUUGUGUGAUGCCAAGUUAUCUGAUACUAUCAUCAAAAGGCUUGAGAGUGCUGUUGACGGUGUGAUUGCAAGCAGUGAUGGCAAAGUUUUGGGUGUUCGUCAACUACGGAGUCGUAAGGUCGGUCGCCAUAUCCAUGUUGAUCUGACACUAGUAGUUGACAAUGCUUCUGCUCUGGACCGUGCUGUCGAAUGGAAACAGAAGGUCAAGAGCGCCAUUACGCACAAUAUUCCACGAGUGAAUGACAUUGUUGUGGAAAUUACGACACCAGAACAAUUGGUAUCAGCAGUGGUGACUGAAGGUUCAGUAAAGCAUGACCACGUGCCUCAUGGUCGUGUGUAG
Messenger RNA from Peronospora belbahrii, 1065 nucleotides. Lineage: Eukaryota; Oomycota; Peronosporomycetes; Peronosporales; Peronosporaceae. The record is from the annotation of a GenBank genome assembly.